Bombus terrestris (buff-tailed bumblebee) is the source of this 828-nucleotide messenger RNA. RefSeq names its product transcriptional regulator ATRX. The record is from RefSeq and is a predicted model, not a curated record. Gene Ontology annotation, molecular function: nucleic acid binding; zinc ion binding. The transcript is spliced from 4 exons. NCBI's taxonomy places the organism in Eukaryota, Metazoa, Arthropoda, Insecta, Hymenoptera, Apidae. The coding region runs from base 1 to 828 and encodes 275 amino acids.
AUGGCAAAUUGUGAAGAAGAACAGUCCGUGUUGGUUGCCAGGCUAAGUCGAGCAUAUAGUACUGGACAACCAAGUCCUAAAGAUCCAGCAAACGGUAAAAAGACCACGGAGAAGCAAGGUUCAGGGGCAAUACCAAAAACUAAUCGUGAUCGAGAUGAAGACGAAGAUCUCGAGAAGCUUAGAACAAAAGAAUUAAGAGAACGUCUUGCUAGUAUGGGGCUAGAGACGAGAGAAAGAAAAGCUGAACUACGUGUGAGACUACAGGCGGCGAUGGAAGAAGAGAAUACGUCGUCGGAAGAAGAGAGCGACGACGAAAGCGAAACUGAAGACGACGAAGAAGACGAAAGAGAAAGCAAAAGGAACGUGCGAGGUGUAUAUCAAAAACCUGACAAAUUCCGUAGGAAAGCACGUAGGUAUACAACAGUAAGUUUUCAGGAUGUCCAAGACGCCUUAGAAGUUUCUACAGGCGAAAACAACGAAAAUAUUAAUCAAUGUUUCGAGGCGUUCGAAGAAACUGCAAGCAUAUGUAGGUGGACAAAAGAACAAAAGGAGCUAAAAGAAAAUCUUAUCAUCUAUGAAGAACAAAAAUCCCGUAUAGCAGAGUCAACUAUGAGACCGGUAAGAGCUAAGGACAAUGGAAGAUACAAGCAGUCGGAAGAUGUAGCGAAGUAUAAAAGGUGUUAUAAUUGCGGUGAUGAAGAACACGUGUGUGCAGAGUAUCCGAACAAGUCGAGGGGACUUAAAUGUUUCAAGUGUAGAGAAUACGGAUACAUUGCAUCGAGGUGCGACAAUCUGAGCGAGUCCAUUAAAGAGAGGUCCUUAAAGUAG